GAGGACACAAGCGAACCAGCUGGUUAGAUGCGGAGACGAUUGAGUGAGUGAGCCAUGCCGAUGCCCAAGGGUCCAGCUCAAGAGGAUGCAGCUGGGCUCUUGGCUCAUCCCUUAGGGAGAGCUCAGAACCACAGGAAGGUCUGGUACUCGGGAUGCGUGUGGCUGGGCCUGGAGGUGGGAAACUGAGGGAAGGGGAAGAGUAAGAGAGAGCGAUGGGGCGAAGGGGCAAGAAGGGAGGAAAGGAGGGGAGGAGAGACGAGGAAUACAGGCGGGGGAGAGCCAGGGCCCUCCCUGCAUGCCGGAGUGUCUGCAUGUCAUCUCUGACUCCCCAGGAGGGCCAGGGGUCACCGGUCCAAAGGACCCAGUGGAGUCCUCCUGAGCUCGGACCCCCUCACCAUGGACAACUACUGCAAGACAAGUAAUCCGUCUGGCACUGAGGCCGCAGAGCUGGCUGCAGGAUUGGGGCUCACUGGCCACGUGGCCUUCCGGUCCAUCACGGUAGCUGUGGCCCUUUGCGGGCUGGUGGGAAAUGGACUGGUCAUCGGGUUUGUCCAUCUGUCGGCCCAGAAGAGCUCCUUCUUCGUCUACAGCUCCAAUCUGGCCAUCGCAGAUUUCAUGCAUCUUUGCUUCCAGAUUAUGUUCUCUGUCCGCCAAAUCCUGAGGUUUUUCCUCCGACGGUGCUUUCACCUUCCCGAGGUCUUCGUGGUCCUGACGUUCUUCUUCUACUUCACUGGCCUGGGCAUCCUGACGGCCAUCGGCUUCCAGCGCUGUCUGUCCGUCCUCUUCCCGAUUUGGUAUCGGUGCCAUUGCCCCGAGCACCUGUCGGCCAUCGUGAGCGUCCUCCUCUGGAUUCUGACCUUUUUGAUCAAUAUCCUGAGAGGCCACGCCUGUGGUCAGUUACUCAUCCCAGAGACAGAGUUCUGUCCCGCGCUUGUGACCGCCACCGCCGCCUGGGUCUUCCUCCUGUUCUCCAUCCUGGGCGCGUCCAGUCUGCUGCUGCUCUGCCGCCUCCAGGCCAGCGCCCAGCAGCAGCAUCCCCCAAAGCUCUACGUGGUCCUUCUGCUCUCUGUCCUGGGCUUCUUCCUCUUCGGUCUGCCCCUCAGCAUCAUCAGGUUCGCCGUGGCCAAAACGAGAGAUCACACCCUCAACGACCUCUGUGUCCUCCUGUCCUGUGUCAACAGCACGGCUAACCCUGCCUUCUACCUCAUCGGUGGCCUUCACAGGAAGCGGCCGAGCAAGCCCCUCGAGGUGGUCCUCCGGGGAGCCCUGGGCGAGGAGGUGGAGUACGGGGAAGAUGGGAAGGUGCCCCCCAUUGGCAAGGAGGAGAAGGAUGGACGCAGGUUCCUGAAGCAUGGCACCCACAAUUUCCAGGUAGUAACCAUGCCUCAUCGUCAGCAGAGAGCUCCCCAAGGCAGCCCCUAAGAGUUCCCUUCUCUGUGCAAAAAAACUA
Sus scrofa (pig) is the source of this 1450-nucleotide messenger RNA. Its product is annotated as mas-related G-protein coupled receptor member X2. Gene Ontology annotation, cellular component: plasma membrane. The record is from RefSeq and is a predicted model, not a curated record. Lineage: Eukaryota; Metazoa; Chordata; Mammalia; Artiodactyla; Suidae. Gene Ontology annotation, biological process: G protein-coupled receptor signaling pathway. Gene Ontology annotation, molecular function: G protein-coupled receptor activity.